Molecule: messenger RNA, 1862 nt
Organism: Lates calcarifer (barramundi perch)
Lineage: Eukaryota; Metazoa; Chordata; Actinopteri; Centropomidae
Exons: 3
Coding region: 244-870 (208 amino acids)
Source: RefSeq, a predicted model, not a curated record
UAGAACACUAGAUGUAUUAGAGAAUUCUGUGACAUCACAGAAUUCUGCAAAAUUCUGCAACACAGUACCUCUCUCAUCUCAGAGUUUAGUUUUUAUUCUCCCCAGUGAAGUGACUUAGUAUUUUUAUUCAAGUACAACCAUCACAAGAGAAAAACACAUUGACAAGACUUGAACGAAAACGACAAAAGGAAAAGAGGAAAAGACAAAGAAGAGACAAAGCAAGGAAGCCCUGCUCAUCUGAAGAUGUCUGAAGAGAGACAGGACACUGCUCCAAGCAGCAUGGACAAAACUGUAGAAAAGAUCGCUGACACCCUCGUUUCAGACGUCAUUGAACAGGUUGCUGCGAAUCUCAGUGAGCUGUUGCAAAAUGUUCGCCGCUGGGAUUCAGACGAGCAUGCCGUGUCUGAGGAUAACAAAGAUGGAUCCUCAGCUGGUUCUCUCGUCCAACAGAGGGUCCAGCAACAUCUGGAGAAGUUUUUCGCUAUGCGGCAGGUGUUUGCUGAGCAUCGUGGGAAUGGUCCAGAGGACGACGAGGUCACCGAAGAAGACGUCUCUCCAGCUAUGUCUGAGGUGGUAGUUACACCCGAUUCCCAGGAGAGCACCAAAUCAGCCAGCAAAGCCAAGAAACCAGUUGCUAUGCCAUUCAUGAACAAGCUGAAGUUGGUGUGGAAGAGCCACUUUGGCAGAAAGCAUAGCAAGAAGGUCAAAAGGGCUUCUGAUAGACACCUGAGCUCCAGUCCUGAGAAGCAGUCCAUGGAUGAAGAGGAUGCCAUAGAGAGUGAGAGAGAACAAGAAGCCUCCAUCAGCUUGUUUCUGUCACCCAAACAGGUAGAUGAAGUUCCUCAGCCAAAGGGUGAACUGCUGGACUGAAAAUGAAACAGAUUUCCAGGAGGAGAUGAGACACGAUGAGGUUCUGAGGGCUGCUGCCGACACUGAGGAGGAGGUGUCUACCCCUGACCUGGUGGACAGCUGCUCUCAGGCCUUUGAAAAAACCUCAACUCAGACUUCCCUGGUGCAGACAAUUCAAGUCUUGCCCAUCAAAGACCAGGAAGACUUUUACACAACUAAGGCUGAUGAACAGACAAUAAAAAACCCUCUAGAGCCAGAGAAAGAGGGAGACGAUAAAGAGAGCACGGAAGUGAGGAUCCCUGACACAGGAUCAUCCUCCUAGACUCUCCAGUAUGUCAGAGGAGAGCAAGACCGGCAGCUUCAUCUGCUUCCCCUCCAUGUACCCCCCCAUCCAUCUAUGAGGCAGCAAACAUGAUUGUCAGCCAAGUCAUUGAGCAGGCCAUCAGGACACUGGAGUCUGAGGCCAAAGCCAAGAGAUCAGCCAGUACAACCAUCUUCAAAACACUGAAGACAGCGUGGAAGAAACGCUUUGGCAAGAGGCAGAGAAAUAAGGUCGUACCAACUUCACAGGAUGAGGGUCAAGCUGAGUCUUUUGGUCUGGAAGAACUGUUUGCUGAGCCUGUCGAGGUGAAACCUGCAGAGGCUGAGGACGACAAGGUAAUGGAGAUACCAUCAGGACCUUCAGAAGAGGAUGGACGUACUGUGGUUUCCCAGGGAGGAAAUGAAGCAGCAGCAGACCAGACAGUCAUCAUGAAUUCCUCCACCAUGUCUCUCGUGAUAAUGAGAUUCUUCCAGGGUCUCACUGAAGAGCAAUGGAGGGAAGUCAGCGAGGGCGUUUUCAAUCGAGACGUGAAGGAGAAGCUGAUUGACAUGUGUGUGGAUGUGUUGAAGUUCUCCUCAGACUCAGUCAUUAAAAAUGUCUUGGAGUCACUCGCUCAGUCAUCCACCUCAUCCGGCACAUUCACCCUGAAGACCCACUAUGACAUCCAGAGAAGUGUGGAGCGCUCCUUCAG